AUGCACGCUGAUGGUACUGUCGAGAGGUACAAAGCGAGGCUAGUGGCACGGGGUGAUGAACAAGGGUAUGGCGUCGAUUAUACGUACACGUUAUUGGAUGUGAUGGAGAUCAUAUCUGGCAAGUCGAUUCUUGCGGUGACAAGAAUCUGGGGCGUGUCUGCGCGUCACGGCGAUGCACCAAGUGCUUGA
Messenger RNA from Peronospora matthiolae, 189 nucleotides. The record is from the annotation of a GenBank genome assembly. Lineage: Eukaryota; Oomycota; Peronosporomycetes; Peronosporales; Peronosporaceae.